AUGCCAUCUCUCGAAGGUCUUGAUGCACCCGAUGCGAUCCUCAGCACAGCCCGCUACGACCCACCGCUGAGCUCACUCGACAAGAACUCGCUCACCCAACCCCCCUCGGCACCCUCCCCGUAUGGCUUACUGGCGUAUCACCACGACCGAUUGGUCCAGGCAGCGGCUGCGUUCGCUUGGACGAGCGCCGCGCAGAGCCUCGAGGGUGAACAGGGGCUCAUCAGGCUACGUCGGCGACUCGAUCAAGCCGUCUCGCGGUGGCAGACACAGAACGCUGACAAGUCAGAUCAACCACUUCGUGUGAGUUUGCCUACAAGGAUGCUCGGAGAUGAAGCCUCGUACUCAGUUCGUUGGUGUACUCUGCCACAGCUGCGGAUUCUGGUCUCCCCCACUUCGGCCGAUGACGACCUCAUCACCGUCCAAGCUUUCGCAUGCAACCCCAUCACCCCAAUCUCCAACUUUUUCAACCUCGCACUGGCGAAUCCGACGACACUGAAUGCGCUUUCGUCCUCUUCGACCUUCACCUACAUCCCCGUACGGCUCGACCCCGCCCGUACCUCUCCUUCCCUCUUGACGCAAUACAAGACAACCGCUCGCGACCAUUACCUCGCCUCUCGGGAGCGGGCAGGUUUAGGCAGAGACUACAAUAAACCGGACGAAGUGUUACUAUUCAAUCAGGACGAUCAAGUCAUGGAGGGCUCACUCUCGAACGUUGCGUUCUACCGAGAUGGCGCGUGGGUCACCCCACAUGACGAGGCUGGGGGAUUGAACGGCGUCAUGAGGCGGUGGUUGCUCGAGCAAGGGAGGUGGAAGCAGGGUAUGAUACUGCGGGGACAAGUUAGUCGGGGCGAGUGGGUCCUGCUGAGUAAUUGCUUGCGGGGGUGUUUUGUCGGGAGGAUAGAAUCAUAG
This is a messenger RNA of Microbotryum saponariae, 909 nucleotides long. NCBI's taxonomy places the organism in Eukaryota, Fungi, Basidiomycota, Microbotryomycetes, Microbotryales, Microbotryaceae. The record is from the annotation of a GenBank genome assembly.